AUGGAAUCUGUAAAUCUAAACGACUGUUUGAUUGGAUUUAUCGGCGCCGGAAAUAUGGCGCUGGCUUUGGCCACCGGUCUCAUCAGUACCGGUAUCGUAAGUCCUCAACAGAUAAGCGCCAGUUCGCCGACAUUGAGGAUCGGUAGCCGAUGGCAGCAAUUGGGUUGUCAUACCUGUACCGAUAAUAACCAACUGUUUGCAUAUUUGGCACCAAAAAACAUUGUCACCACAACUAAAGUAGUGUUUCUCUGUGUCAAACCCAGUGUCUACAAGAAGUCGCUGGACAUCGACAAUGGAUCAGCACUUGUGAAUAUCGACUCACUCUUACAUAUGACUAAUAAAUUGGUCAUUUUGUCGGUGAUGGCCGGCAUUGAACUAUGUUUGGUGCGCCAGAUAUUUCCCGAUGAGUUGGUCAAAACUAGCAAAACAAACAUAAUGUUUGCCCGAUUGAUGCCCAAUACGGCUGUUAAGGUGGGCGCUGGUGUGUGCGGCGCUUAUAUUGACAACAUUUCCGAUAGCAACGGAUCAUUCAAAGAGUUUCUCAGCAAACUGUUGGCACCGUUAGGUUUGGUCGAGUUUGUCGACGAUGAACAACUAAUUAAUGCCGUGAUAGGACUGGCCGGCAGUGGCAUAGCGUUUGUCUAUACGAUGAUACACGCCAUGGCCGACGGCGGAGUCAAAAUGGGUUUAUCGCGUACUGUGGCCACCAGUAUUGCCGCACAGACUGUCAAAGGCGCCGCACUUAUGGUUGAAAAAUCGGGUCAAAAUGCCAUUGCAUUGCGCGAUGAGGUGACCUCACCGGCCGGUACCACAAUUCACGGCUUACACGCACUCGAAUCGGGCGGUUUCGCCGGACUUGUCAUGUCGGCCAUCGAAAUGACUGCCAAACGUGCCGAUGAAUUAAAAUAA
Oppia nitens is the source of this 909-nucleotide messenger RNA. RefSeq names its product pyrroline-5-carboxylate reductase 3-like. The coding region runs from base 1 to 909 and encodes 302 amino acids. The transcript is spliced from 4 exons. Gene Ontology annotation, molecular function: pyrroline-5-carboxylate reductase activity. Gene Ontology annotation, biological process: L-proline biosynthetic process. The record is from RefSeq and is a predicted model, not a curated record. Lineage: Eukaryota; Metazoa; Arthropoda; Arachnida; Sarcoptiformes; Oppiidae.